GAGACAGGGAAAGCGAACUUGCGAGGGUGAGAACUUCAUCAUUCGUCUCACCAGCACCACCACCGCCGGGUCAGCGUUUUUAACGGCUCGGCAGAGAGCGAAUGGACAGAGCCAGAGAAGAGCAGGAUAGUCUCACCAACGGUAGCAGACACGUAUACCAUGCCGACGAGUGAUGGCCCUAGCCACUUCCCAGUGUUUGUGGCUCCGCACCACGCCAACCACCAGAGGUCCCCAGGCUAUGUCCCCGGGCGAGUGGCUCCCGUACGCUCGCCACCACCUGCCAAAGCUCCACCACCUCCACCACUAAAGCCUCAUGGCCCACCACCGGAGAGACCAGCCGCUUUCAACCUGUCAGAGGAGCACCAGCGCAGGGAGUGUGCUCAGAGCCUCCAGCAAAGAAAGAACACACUGAUCUGCUUUGGAGUGUCGAUGGGUGCCUUGUUCCUCACGCUUAUCCUUGUCCUUAGUCUCACAAGUGGAGAGGUGUUAGACGAGAACUGUCCGGACCAUAACCCGUCCCUUAGUGGCUGGAACCCAGGCCACCAACCAGACAAGGCUGUUGUUGUCAGGAGGGGACAUUUGUUGAGAUUAGAUUCUUCUGCAACCUUCUACUCACUGACCAUCCAGUCAGGAGGUCGGGUAGUUUUUGCAGACAAUGCUGAUGGCUCCAAAAACAUAACCUUGAUAACACGCCACAUCCUAAUAGAAGAAGGUGGAGCCCUUCACAUUGGUGCUCCCAAAUGUCGCUACCGCUCUCAUGCCACCAUUGCCCUUGUGGGGCGUUCCAAUGACAAGGCAGUUCCUGAGGUCCCUGGCCUGGGCCGUAAGUUUAUUGGCGUUCAGAGUGGUGGAACCCUGGAGCUACAUGGUACCAAGAGAGUUUCCUGGUCUUUGCUGACCCGAAGCAUCCCCGCCUCUGGGCUGGCCACAGCAGGUCAUGCCUUCCAGCGGAACUUCAGCCGAGGCAUCAACCUGCGUGUGGUGGACCAGGACACAGCCAAAUUACUGUUGUCUGAACGCUAUGACACACACGAGUCCCGUAAUGACAGUCGUCGACUGACCCAGUUGCUUCGGUCCCUGCCAGCGGGCCGCAUUGUCACUCUGGCUGUAGGAGACUCUGCCGUCAAAAGUCUUCUAGAUGAAACCAAGAAGACCAUUGAAGAGAAGCUUGGCAGCAGCUUUGUCUAUGAUCUCAAAUACAGGCAGGCGUGGGCUUUGGUGUCUGUGGUAGACGGUGGUAACGCAUCAUGCUCAGAGGACGCCAGGGAACAUGAGAACCACGACACAGGAGGACGAGCUCUGGCGACACGCAACUUCACAACUGUGGAUGGAGUGGGCUUCUCAGUCACAGCCUACAGCGAAUGGAGGAAUGGAUUCCCCAUCUCAGGCUUCCAGGUGGAUGCUGUGGACCAGGUGGUGCUGAACCUUCAGGAUGAAGUGCAGCAGACCUGGAAACCCGGGGAUCGCAUUGUAGUUGCCAGUACAGACUACUCCAUGCACCAGGCUGAAGAGUUCACCCUGCUGCCCUGUCCUCACUGCACCAGCAGGCAGGUCAGGAUACAAGGGAAGCCUCAGUAUAACCAUGUUGGAGAGAUCAUAGAUGGAGUCGACAUGCGUGCUGAAGUGGCUCUGCUCUCCAGAAACAUACUCAUCUAUGGAGAAAUGGAAAACUCCUGCUACGGAAACAACAUGUGCCAGUUCUACAGCCAUGACACCUAUGGAGGCCAUAUCAAGAUCUUUGGUAACUUUUCAUCAGUGCAUCUGUCCCACGUGGAGCUGAAGAACAUGGGUCAGCAGGGAGAGACGGGCCGCUACCCCCUCCACUUUCACAUGUGCGGGGAUGUCGACCAGAAGGGAGGCUACUGGGAGCCCACCUAUGUGGACGGACUCUCCAUACACCACUCCUUCUCCCGCUGUCUCACCAUCCACGCCACCAAUGGUUUGCUGGUGAAGAACACUGUAGGUUAUGACACCUUGGGUCACUGUUUUUUCCUUGAGGAUGGGAUUGAGCAGCGGAACACUUUCUACCACAACCUUGGCCUGCUGACUCGACCUGGGACUCUGCUGCCCACUGACCGCAAUGACACCCUCUGCACCAGCAUUAAGGACAAAGUCUACAAGGGCUACACUCCCUUACCCAGCACAGACUGCAAGGCAGUCUCAACAUUCUGGAUAGCCAACCCUAAUAACAACCUCAUCAGCAACGCAGCUGCUGGUUCUCAGGACGCUGGCAUAUGGUUUGUGUUCCACAGCUCUUCCACUGGAGACUCUCAUGGGCUGGUACCAGAGACCAAGGCAGAGCUCACUCCCCUUGGCAUUUUUUACAACAACCGUGUACACUCCAACUUUAAGGCAGGACUGUUCAUUGAUAAGGGAGUGAAGACCACCAAUGCCAGUGCUGCUGACCCCCGGGAAUACCUGUGUCUAGAUAACAGUGCCAGAUUCAGACCACACCAGAAUGCUGACCCUAGCCGUCCUCGCGUGGCGGCAGUCAUCGACACCCUGAUAUCCUUCAAGAACAACGACUUGGGAGCGUGGAUACGGGGCGGUGACAUCGUCAUCCAGAACUCUGGCUUUGCAGACAAUGGAGUGGGCCUAUCCUUUGCCAGUGAUGGUAGCUACCCGAAGGAUGAAGGCUCCAGCCAGGAGGUGAUACAAUCCCUGUUUGUGGGUGAAAGCCGAAACAGAGGGACCAAUGGAGGACAGAAUAAAUACUGGGGACCAGGAGGGGCUGAUGGAAAGAUGAGGACAUUGCCUAGAAACAGGACAUUUCCAAUCCGAGGUUUCCAGAUCUAUGAUGGUCCAGUGCGGCUUACCCAGAGCACAUUUCGUGGCUUCAUCCCCACCCCAGAGCGUUAUACCAACGCAGUGGGAUUCAACUUGAAGAACACCUGGCAGCUCACCCCACGAAACAACUUGUCCCAGCUCAGCUUCCACUCCAAUGUGGGACUGCGGACGUUCUUUGGUCGCCCUGGACAAUGGUUUGAAGAGAAUGACCUGGACGGUGACAAAAACUCCAUCUUUCAUGAUGUGGAUGGGUCAGUAACCGGCUACAGAGACACCUACGUCGGCAGAGCAGACAAUUACCUGAUCCAACAUCCUGGCUGUGUGAACAUUUCCCGGUGGAGUGGAGUGAUCUGCAGCGGCCGCUACUCUCAGGUGUACAUCCAGACACAGGGAGCCCCCAGCCUCAGUUUAUCCAUCAGCAGAGAUGAAUAUCCUGAUGCUCCUCUGGUGCUGAGGGGGAUUAACAGCCAGGGGGCACUGUCUCAGCAGUACCAGCCCAUCCUGAUGAUGAGCAAGAGCUACACUCUGCACUGGAGUGGCCCUGCGCCCAGAGAGGUUGUCCUCUCUCUCAUCAACUUUGAUAAAGAUGACUGGGUGCUGGUGGGACUCUGUUACCCAUCAGAAACCACAUUUCAGAUCAUGGCCGACAUCAACGAUAGGCAAAGCAACACUUUUGAUGACAUCACAGACUACGGCACUGUGUCAUCCCUUGCAGAGCUGAAGAAGAGACCGAUGGAAAGGAAAUACUUCUUUGACCAACCUGUGGGCUUGUUGUGGCUCUACCUUCGGGCCCGGCAUGGUCGUGAUGGUCACAGCUACUGUUCCGUGAAAGGCUGUGAAAGAGUGAAAGUCAUGGCCACAACGUCCUCCAAACAGACCUGUAACUGUACAGCUAAGGCUUACCCCAAGUACUCCAAGACUCCCUCAGCGGUGAUUCCCAUGCCAGCUCUAAACUCAAACCCCUGCAAAGGAUGUGGUGCUAAACAGCUUGUGUUUUCCAGCGAGCCAUGGACCCUCUACCUCCAGACACAAAUCAAGUCUCUCAGCAGCAAAGAGCAGCAGAGAGGAGAUAACAGCUCUUUUAUAACUGUGAAUGCGGUGACCAUGCCCUUCUCUCAGCCUGGAUAUUUCCUGGUCUCAGUGGAUGCCUGCUCCGGAAAAGUCACCAAGAAAACCUCAUUUUCCAAAAUGGAUGCCAAGAUGGAACAGUACUUAAAAACCGGAAUACCAAAGAAGUCAAUAGUGCUCAUGGCAACUCGAGGUCAGCCAGAAGGCCUGGUUGGUGUAGCACCAUAUCUGAUCUCCUUUGGUAUGGCUAAAGCUGCUAGUCUACACGGUAAAGAGAGUCUGGCACUCUGGGGCUUCCAGGGUGGUUCCUCUCCCCCUUCGUGGGUUUCUCUGUAUACCGGGCAGGGGGAUGACUUCCUGAGGCUGCAGGAGCGCUACUUACCCCUGGGUUUGGAGGCAUACGGCUGUACGCCACCUGCAGCUCAAAAGCGCAAAGACCUGGAGCUACUUAAAAAAGCCACAGGACUUCAGUGACCAAUGUGAAAUGUACAACUUACCUACCCAAAACACUCUUGCACACAGAUACACAAACACACACAACCAGCUGAUGAAUGUGAACUGCUGAACCUUUAAUUUAUUAACAAAAGCCAAGAUGUUUACCAAUAUCAAAUGGAGAGAAGGUAUUUUAUUAUGGACGGGGGAGUAUUUUUGUGAUUUUGUUUGUGUGUGUGUGCGUGCGUGUGUGUGUAAGUAUGCCUUGGGGCCGCUGAGUCAAUGCACUUUCCUUUUAAAGUUGCUAUAUGUAUGUUUUCUCUGCUGCUUAACAUGGUUUGUUGCCAGGAGCGGGUGGUGGUGGUAGUGGAGAUGGUCACUU
Messenger RNA from Seriola dumerili (greater amberjack), 4669 nucleotides. RefSeq names its product transmembrane protein 2 (gene cemip2). Lineage: Eukaryota; Metazoa; Chordata; Actinopteri; Carangiformes; Carangidae. The coding region runs from base 160 to 4329 and encodes 1389 amino acids. The record is from RefSeq and is a predicted model, not a curated record. The transcript is spliced from 24 exons.